Messenger RNA from Diachasma alloeum, 1697 nucleotides. RefSeq names its product glycerophosphodiester phosphodiesterase 1. The transcript has 5 exons. Gene Ontology annotation, biological process: lipid metabolic process. The record is from RefSeq and is a predicted model, not a curated record. The coding region runs from base 319 to 1383 and encodes 354 amino acids. Lineage: Eukaryota; Metazoa; Arthropoda; Insecta; Hymenoptera; Braconidae. Gene Ontology annotation, molecular function: phosphoric diester hydrolase activity.
GUCAGUAGAAGCGUAGCUGUCAGUAGAUUUUGUUAUUUACACUCUCCCCUGACUAACAAUUACCAAAUAAUAAAGCUUUCACCGCUUUCACUCAAUACUUCAUCUACCAAACAUUCCCCACAUUCACUCGCUCACAAAUCCCAGUAUUUUUGUUCAACAUUGACCUCGAUCAGGGGAAUAUAGGGCACAGCUAUCAUAACCCUCGCCCUGUCCUGCCCCGUAAUGACGUUGCUCAAUUAUGAGAAUAGAUUCUCGUGAUAGUUGAUACCCCAGGUGCUGUGAUAAUGCCAGUAACUAAGUGACAAUUAAUCGACAAUCAUGUCCUUUCUCAAGUUGAUUCUGGACAGUGCUCUCGUAUGGAUCUAUACCGAGACCAUUUGGUUUGUUCUCAUAUCAACAUUAUUCUAUUUGUCGUUACCCUGGAUAUUCUGGGGUACAUUGGCCAUUCUCGUUGCACUGUGGUUCGUCAAGAAUGUCCCUGUGAACGAGAAAACGGUUCAUCAAGUAUUGGGAGUUGAUCCGUUUAACGUUGAGGAUGGUAAUGGUCAUGGGGGAGAGUAUUGCAUGAGGGUAGUCGCACAUCGGGGUGGAGGAUACGAUUAUCCGGAGAACAGCCUGUCAGCUUUUCGUAAUAGUAAAGAAAAGGGCUGCACUGCUGUCGAAUUCGACCUAACAUUCACCAAAGACCACAUUCCAAUUAUCUUCCACGAUGAAACCGUGGAGAGACUCACUGGGAGGCCGGGGGUCGUCAAAGAGAUGACUUGGGAAGAGUUGAAGCAACUCGAUAUCACGUUCAACCACCCAUUGAAGGAAAAGUUCAAUGGGGGGGAGAGGAUAGCUCUGUUCAGCGACACAAUCGAGCAGUGUCUGAAUCAUGACCUCAGAGUGUUCAUUGAUAUUAAGGAAACGAGCCUUGAUAUUGUCUCGGUGAUCUUGGAGACUUAUAAAAAGCAUCCGGAGUUGUACAGAAAGGCUGUCGUCACCAGUUUUUAUCCAUUUAUUGUCUAUAUGAUAAGAAGAAAAGAUUCGAACAUUGUAGGGAGUCUCUCCUACAGACCGAGAGUAUUCUCCACAGUUUCCUAUUCAGGACUGAAUGAUUCAGGACCCGCAAGAUAUUCGAAUCCAAUUCAGCACUCAACUGCUCGAAUCCUAGACGCAUUGCACGACUGGGCAUUGACAAGAUUCACGUAUUAUGUCAUUGGUAUCUCUGUCAUCCUGUUACAUAAAGACAUCAUAAGUCCAAAAACUAUUGGAGAAUGGCGCAGAAGGGGGAUUCGUGUAAUAGCCUGGAGUGUGAAUUUACCAUCUGAGAAGCUUCAUUUCUCAAAAACCCUGAAGAUUGCGUACUUGACUGACACGCUCCUAGCCGAGAGAAUAACAUGAGAAUGUCAAUAAAGGCAAAUUUCGUAUUUUGUCAUACUGUACGACUCUAUCAAUUAAGAAAACGCGCAAUAGCACAUUUUUGUAUUAUCGCAGUAUUACGAGUACCUUGAAUCGAUUUUACUCAACGACAAUUGGAAUAACAUCUAGUCUAGCUUCUCAAUUCCAUAAUUUAUCGAUAAACUUGAAAGAGAAAAUUUUUAUUUACAAGAAAAAUGUAUUUCGCGGCAGCUCAUCAAUUUCUAUCUUUUAAAUCUCCAUUAUUGAGUUGAAUGUUUAUUUUAAGCCUGAUGAGAAUAAAGAAAAUAAUAACUACA